UUUGCGUCCUGUUCCCCAAACACCAACAGGAGAAAGUUUACGCCCUCUUUCUCAAACUUUAUUAGAAAAAAAUGAUUUAGGGCCUGCCUCCGGAACGACAGAAACAAAAGGAAAAGGUAUGCGUCUUGUUCCUCAAACACCAACAGGGGAAGGUUUACGUCCUCUUUCUAAAACUCAUUUUUCAAAAGAAAACAAUUUAGGACCUGUAUUCGUCAAGACAGAAACAAAAAGAAAAGGUUUACGUCCUGUCCCACAACCACCAACAGGGGAAGGUUUACGUCCUCUUCCAAAAACUCAUUUAUUAGAAGAAAAUGGUUUGGGGCCUGCUUCCGGUACGACAGAAUCAAAAGGAAAAGGUUUGCGUCUUGUUCCUCAAACACCAACAGGGGAAGGUUUAAGUCAUCUUUCUAAAACUCAUUUAUCAAAAGAGAAUGGUUUAGAAUCUGUCUCCAGCCCGACAGAAACUAAAGAAAAAGAUUUACGACCUGUUCCUCAACUAUCCACAGGGAAAAGUUUACGUUCUCUUUUUAAAACUUAUUUAUCAGAAGAAAAUGGUUUAGAACCUGCCUCCGACCCGACAGAACCAAAAGAAAGAGGUUUACGUCCUGUUCCACAAACACCAACAGGGGAAGGUUUACGUCCACCUUCUAAAAUUCAUUCAUCAGAAGAAAAAACUUUAGGACCAGCGUCCGACCCGACAAAAACAAAGGAAAAAAGUUUACUUCUUGUUCCCCAAUCACCAACAGGGGAAGAUUUACGCCCUCUUUCUAAGACUCAUUUAUCAGUAGAGAAUGCUUUGCGACCUACCCGAAGUGCUACACAAACAAAUGGAAAAGGUUUACGUCCUAUACCUAUUCCGGAAGAAUCGGUAAAAACUAGUUUACGUAAUGUUCCACAACUAUUAACAGAAGAAGGAUUACGUUCUUUUUCUAAAACACACAUAUCAGAACAGAAUGGCUUACGACCUAUCAGCGGUCCGACACAAACAAUGAUGUUAUGUCCUGCUUCUAAAACUAAUUUGUCGGAAGAAAAUUAUUUGCGACAUGUCAGCAAUCCGACACAAACAAAUCAGAAAAACUUGCGUCCCGUUCCUAUUGUUUCAAUAGAAACUGGCUUAGGUCCUGUUCAUCAGCCAUCAACAGAUGAAGGCUUAUGUCCUGUUUUUAAGCCUCAAUUCUCAGAAGAGAAUGGUUUGCAAGUUAAAACUGGACAACAUUCUACACAUAAUUUCAAUUCAUCAGGAGAGAUAGGUCUGCGACCUGUUCGUGUUCUUCCGGAAUCAACAGAGAUGAUAGGUUUGAAAUCUGCUGUUCUUGUUCCUUCAGCAGAAGAGACAAAUUUGUCAUCGGUGGAGAUAAGUCUGCAACCUGUGUAAUACAUUAUUUUUUAUAUUUAAGUAGCACGCGUUAAUUAUUAUUUUUAAUCUCUCUUCGGAGUUAGUAUAUUUUUGAACUUUAUAAUAAAUCUAUAAACAAUGAAAACAAGAUGCAGAUUAAUAUCAAAGCUUUAUAGUUUCUAUAGAGAUAAAUAUUUAAUUAGUAAUGUUUUUAUUUUGAUUGAUAGCUUAUCAUAUCAAUAAAUUAAUAGUUAAAAUUGUAUGGUAUUUUAGUUUUUCAUAACUUACAUUGCAGUGAGUACGUUUCUAAAGCUAAUUUAUCAUAAUGCCUUGCUGCCUCUUUUCAAUAUGCCGUUCUAAAAAGAACAACGACAAUUUUCCUACAAAACAAAUGAGGACACCACCAAAUACAGUAAAUAUACAACCUCCAAAAAACUAUAAUGUGAUAAACACAACAAGUGUACAACCAGCCAACGCGAGUACAUCAAGAAAUGUUAUUGAAGAAACUAGUGUGAUGCCUGCUUAAUCCGAAUGAAAAAUAUAAUUGUAUCUUAUCCAAUUCAAUAUAUUAAUGUAUAAUUCGUAAAUAACAGAUUUUAAAUUUGAAAA
Molecule: messenger RNA, 1945 nt
Organism: Aethina tumida (small hive beetle)
Lineage: Eukaryota; Metazoa; Arthropoda; Insecta; Coleoptera; Nitidulidae
Exons: 2
Coding region: 119-1375 (418 amino acids)
Source: RefSeq, a predicted model, not a curated record